AGCGCUAAACAGAACCAACGACAUUGUGAAUUCGUGUGUUUAGAGCUCUGUGAAAACAUAAUUUAGUUCAUGGAAUAGAAGAAGAUCGUAAGGAUUAUGGAGAAGUUUCAGUUUAUAUUUGGACUCACCCUCCUUCUCAGCCUUGGAUUAAUUCGCAAUGUAAACGGUGAUUGCACAAACUCCGAUGGAUCGGAGUGCACAGGAACAGACUGUUGUUACGACGGUACCGAUGGCUUAUCACCGGUCCUGGGUUCUGGAGGUGCCAUAGCCCCAAUACAAGAAUGCUAUACCACCGGUGCCGGAAAUGGGGUGAUCUAUACCUGUACUGGUGAUCUGAGGGGACCUCCUUUCAACGAUUGCUACGAUGGGACAUGGCAAUUUUCGUUCGCACCGACAUGCGAAGGUGUGACUUUAUGCCCCCAACCUACGGUACCAACAGACGGCAGUAUCACUCCUGAUACUCCUACAUAUGACCUAUAUACCCGAGUCACAUACGCCUGCGGCGACGGGUAUACGUUAGGAGGCCCAUCCGAAGCGGUCUGCGAAUCGGGUGGGGUCUGGAAUCCGUCCACUGUACCCACUUGCCAAGGUAUAACUGCAUGCCCUCAACCUACGGUACCAGUACACGGCAGUAUCUCCCGAAUCACAUACGCCUGCGACGACGGAUAUACGUUGGGAGGCCAAUCCGAAGCGGUCUGUGAAUCGGGUGGGGUUUGGAAUCCGUCCACUGUACCCACUUGCGAAGCCAACUGUGCCAAACCCACUCUGACCAAUGGAGGCGUCAGUCCAGAUCAAGAUACUUUUAGUAACGGCGAGGUUCUCAUUUAUGAAUGUAACACGAACUAUACCUUGGUCGGGGUAUCGACAACAACAUGCCGCAGUGGAGUCUAUGAUCCCCCAGGCAAACCAACCUGCUUUAGUAUGUGUAGUCCGCCAGUCGUGGACAACUCCGAUUACGAUGCGCAACAGCCUCCGGUCGACCACGCUUCCACGAUUACGGUUAAUUGCGACCCCGGUUACUCAACCGGUACCGGCACCGACCAGGACUUGACAUGUACCAACGGCAAUUUCAACGACGACCCUCCAGUGUGUUACGCGAACUGUCCCCCUCUUGACGAUUUUGACAACGGAGUCCGCUCUGGAGAUUCAAUCCCUUUCUACCAUAACGAACAGGUGUCAUACACGUGUAACAAUGGUUUCACGUUGGUUGGCUCCACAUCUCUCACGUGUGGUGACGGCGAUUGGAAUGACGUUCAACCAGUCUGCUUAGCGAAUUGCGCUGUGAGUGCUGUACCGGAUUCAGAUUAUUCAUCUGGGGGUUCAGUCACGCAUGGUACGACUUUCAACGUAACGUGUGACUCUGGCUUUUCCACGGGUACGACAAGGGCUACAGAGUUCUCUUGUAAUGAUGGUGUCCUGUCUCCUGAUACACUACCUACAUGCUACGAGGACUGCGAACCACCGACCGUACAAUACUCCGACUACAGGGUCCAACAGCCUGAUGUAUUGCACAACACCGACAUCACCAUAACCUGCUGGGCGAACUACUCCAUCGAUGCAGACUCCCAGAGCGCUACGCUUUCGUGCAAUGAUGGGAGCUUCCAGGAGGAUACGCCAACAUGCUACGAAAAUUGUCCGGAGAUAUCUGAUCCAGAUAACGGUAUAAUAACAAGUGGAGAGAGCCCCUUCUAUCACCUGGAAGUGGUCACCUUUGAAUGCUCCGACAACUUCACCCUGAUUGGUCAAUCAGAAAUCACGUGCAACGACGGAGCAUUUGAUAACGAUCCGCCGAUAUGUUUAGCCGAGUGUAAGCCGCCCGUGAUACCAAAUUCCAAUGCAACGUCAUCAUCGCCUCUCCUGGAAUCGGGCUCCACCAUCACUGUGACGUGUGAUGACGGUUACUCCAAUGGCCAAUCACGAAGCACCACGUCAACGUGCGAUAACGGAGAGCUUGAACCGGCCUUGCCUCUUUGCUAUGAGGACUGCACACCGCCUGUAGUGGACUACUCCGACUACGCCACUCAAGGGAAUGAUGUUUACCAUACCACGGCAAUCACCAUCACCUGUAAUCCCGGGUACUCUACGGGCACUAGCCGAAACACAACCUUGACUUGCACCGAUGGAAACUUCGACGCCACAGCUCCCAUAUGCUAUGCCGACUGUAUCACACCAGUCGUGUCGUAUUCCAACUACCAGUCGCAACAACCCGAUGUCUUCCACGCAACCGAAUUUACCAUACUUUGUUGGUCCAACUAUUCCACGGGGCCGGACUCUCGGGAAACUCUAAUUACCUGUAACGACGGCACGCUAAGUGAAGAUGAUACAGUCUGCUAUGAAAAUUGCGGGGUUCCCGUCGUGGAAGAUUCGGACUACAGCGAUCAGAAAGAGGACGUGUUCCAUUUAGUGACAUUCAACGUUUCUUGCGACAAUGGGUACUCUAACGGCGAUGAUGUCUAUACAACUCUGACGUGUGAUAGCGGUAAUCUAAACGAUGCGGAUCCUACCUGCUACGCAAACUGCCCAGAUUUUGGGAUUAUCGAGGACGGCUCCUAUUCGGGGGACACCCCUCCCUUUUACCAUGAGGAGACCGUAACAUUCAGCUGUAAUACCAAUCACACUCUGGUAGGUGACGAGACGCUCACGUGUAACGAUGGCAACUGGACCGCAUCUAUUCCAUCUUGCGAAGCGGACUGCCUUCCACCAGUGAUACCUAGCUCUGACUACAACACCAGCAACCCUCAGGUUACGCAUGGUACAGACCUGAUGAUCUCUUGCAACACCGGGUACUCUACAGGUCAAAACGAAACACAGUAUCUCACAUGCGUCGACGGCACUUUAAGUCCCGUUCCUCUCGACUGUCUACGGGAUUGCACACCACCUGUUGUAGAAAAUUCUGACUAUGAUGCGCCAAGAGACACUGUGUUCACAUCCCAGUCGCUCAUCAUAACAUGCGACGCGAAUUUCACAGUAGGAGGCGGCGACUCAACAGCUACGACAACGCUCACGUGUGACGAUGGUGAACUCGACCCAGAGGACGUGACAUGUUAUGCAAACUGCCCAGAUCCAGGCGAACCUGUCGACGGGCAAUACGAGUACGAAGGCGAUGGGUUCUACCACAACACGGUGGUCUUCUACUACUGCGAUGACCGCUUCGACCUCGAAGGCGAGAGCGAAAUUGUAUGCACUGACGGGGAGUGGUCAGGCGUUGCCCCUAACUGUACAGACAAGGCUCUCUCUGACCUGAUCAUGCUCACCUGUGGUCCGACCAGCAUGGAAGUCGAGAUACCCCUCGUACUCCUUGAGGACAUCGAUGUGACUGACAUCGGGAUGGAAGGCGAUCUGGGCUGCACCGGAUACAUCGAUGGUGACAUGAUGAGGGUGAACACGUCGCUGUCGGGGUGUGGCACCAACAAAACGGAAAAUUCCACCUAUGACACCUACACAAACCGCGUGGUCAACAACUACUUCACGGACGUCAUCACCCGUGUCAUCGAUAUCCAGAUUCCGUUGAAGUGCUCAUACCCAAGGAAUGAGGAAGUGCGCGCCGUCCGUUACGCAGUCCUUGAUUACGUUCUGGGAAAGAACUUGGAAGCGACCGGCGCGUACAAGACGACGUUCGGAAUCUAUAACACCUCGCUUUUCACGCAUCGCUACGCGGACGGAGGGGCGGUUGACCUCGAUAUCAACGAGAAGUUGUUCUUUCAGCUGCAGCUCGUAACGGAUGUCGCCGACAACCGUCUAGUCGCGGAGCAAUGUUGGGCUACGCCUACGGUAGAUUCAACAGAUUCAACUAGCCAUGAUUUGGUUGACGAUGGGUGCCCAAGUGAUGAUACUCUGGCGUUCUUAUCGAACGACGUGGGCGAUACAACUGUUCAGUUUGAACUCAAUUCAUUUAGAUUCGUUGACGACACUGAUAAGGAGGUUUACGUUCACUGCGAGGUAUUCGUCUGCCACGAAGCCUCAACCGAUUCUUUCUGCACCGUCAACUGUCCAGCCUCGCGCAAGAAGAGACGCACGGACGGUCACAUGAGCGGUUGGGAGCGCGCCAAGCUGAAGGGUCAAAUGUUAUACAAGACAUUAUUGGCUGAAGGAGGUGACCGAAAGAAAAGGGCCAGCGCGAAUCACGAUCCCGUCGUCAAAUUCGUCAAGGCCGGGCCGUUCAGAUGGAAUAUCGAUGUUGGUGUAGAGCAACAACUCCUCGCUAUUCCACUCGAAGGUGGGGAGUCCUCGUCGUCUGCCUGGAUGCACUCAGUUAUCGGCAUGGCCGUCAUCGUCGUGGUUUUCUCAGUCAUACUCGUAGUCGUGGUCAAGCACUACAAGCGACGGCUAAGAAGUGACUAUCGUUACAAGUCUCUUAAUAAUUGUAACUAGACCCAUCGGUCUCCAACUUUUAUAUGAUUGAGUAGAGCAUGAAAUAGCUCAAUUAUCGAAUGUCUGAUCAUAUGGGGGGGGGGGGUCGAACACGUUAUAUAAAGGCGACGCAGAAACUAUUGUGAAGCAAAUAUUGUAGAUAAUAUGUAAACAAAUUUUAUUUUGUUCCUCAAAUGUUAUUUCAUGACAAAUUGAAAUGAAAAGUAUAAUAAGUGCACUAUGAAAAAAGACAUUCAUUUCUUAGCAAGAGAGUAGCCUAUUGUAUGCGAUACCAUAUCAACCAACAGUGGGGUUAUAUAUUACUCCUUACAAACAAGAUGUGGCGGAAUACUUCACAAUAAAAAAUGUGGAUAUUUUGA
This is a messenger RNA of Strongylocentrotus purpuratus (purple sea urchin), 4730 nucleotides long. Its product is annotated as sushi, von Willebrand factor type A, EGF and pentraxin domain-containing protein 1. The coding region runs from base 97 to 4371 and encodes 1424 amino acids. The record is from RefSeq and is a predicted model, not a curated record. NCBI's taxonomy places the organism in Eukaryota, Metazoa, Echinodermata, Echinoidea, Camarodonta, Strongylocentrotidae. The transcript is spliced from 25 exons.